Messenger RNA from Dovyalis caffra, 2700 nucleotides. The record is from the annotation of a GenBank genome assembly. NCBI's taxonomy places the organism in Eukaryota, Viridiplantae, Streptophyta, Magnoliopsida, Malpighiales, Salicaceae.
AUGGCGGAGGAUGCUUCCUCAUCUCCUGCUAUUCCAGACCCCAAUUCCUUCAAAACUGAAUCCCUUAACCAUAACAAUAAUAAUCCAACACCCCAACAUGAUGCCACAAUCACAUCAACACCGGUGAUAACCUCCUACGCGCCGCCUCCUCAGCUGGCUCCCUCCUUCCGUCCAGUUGCUGUUCCUCCUGCUGGAGCACAAUUUUAUCAAAACCCUAGCGUUGGUGUUCCCCACAUGAUGCCGCCGUAUCAGGUUCAGCCAGGUGUUCAGGUUCCGAGACCACCCUACUCACACAUUCCCAACGGUUAUCAAGGGAAUAUCGCUCCCCCACCUGGAAUUCUGCGCUACCCCUCCCCGUAUCCAGCAAUGGUUCGGCCCUUAUUUCCUCCACGCCCUCCUGGAGCACUUGGUGUGGCUCCAGUAGUGCCUCGACCCCUUGUUCCUGGGAUUCCCGGUGUUCGCCCAGUUAUCUCCCCAAUUAUCAGGCCAGUAGUUCCUUCUGUGACACCAGCGGAGAAACCACAAACCACAGUUUAUGUUGGCAAGAUAGCACCAUCUGUGGAAAAUGAUUUUAUGAUGUCUCUCCUUCAGUUUUGUGGACCUGUCAAGAGUUGGAAACGUCCUCAAGAUCCUGCUAAUGGAACUCCUAGAGGUUUCGGGUUUUGUGAAUUCGAAUCUGCUGAAGGAGUUCUCCGAGCAUUACGACUGCUGACUAAAUUUAACAUUGAUGGGCAAGAACUAAUGUUAAAUGUUAAUCAAGCAACUAAAGAAUAUCUGGAGCGGUAUGUUGAAAAGAAAACUGAAAACUCGAAGAAUUUCAAAGAGACUCAAGCUGCUGGGAUUGACAAGGUUAAUGGGACAGGCAUUGAUGAUGAGAAGGGCGAACCUCCAAAAUCCUCUGUCGAGGACUCAAACGAUGAUAGUGACAAAGGGAACAAAGAAAAUCGUGACGUUUCUAACUUUGGUAUUGUGAAUGAUGAAGACAAGGAAGGUGACCGUGAGGCUUUAGAGAAGCUUACUAGCAUGAUAGAAGAGAGGUUAAAGACUAAACCUCUGCCUCCCCCUCCACCACCUUCACAAGCACCUGUAGAUGGUUCUGGGAAUUCAAACUUGGAAUUGCCAUCUAAAUCGAGAGAUGGUGACGUUGAUGUGGACAUAACGAGAAGUCAUGCAGUUGAAGGUAAAAAUGAUGAGACAACUAGUGACAAUAAAGCUGGAGGCGAACAGGACAAGCCUGAAACGAGCUCCCCCGAUAGGAGUAGAGCGUAUGACCGGAGAAGCAGAGAUAGAGACAGAGAACGAGAUCUAAAACGGGAAAAAGAACGAGAGAUUGAAAGAUAUGAAAGGGAAACAGAACGAGAGCGAGUUAGGAAAGAGAGGGAGCACAGAAGGAAGAUUGAGGAGGCUGAGCGCGAGUAUGAAGAACGCCUCAAAGAUUGGGAGUAUAGGGAGAGAGAGAAGGAGAAACAGAGGCAGUAUGAGAAGGAGAGGGAUAAAGAAAGAGAACGCAAACGAAGGAAGGAGAUUCUUCACGACGAGGAAGAUGAAGAUGAUGAUUCGAGAAAAAGGUGGCAUAGAAGUGAUAGGCGAAGGAAGAGGCUACGGGAGAAGGAGGAUGACUUGGCUGACAGGCUCAACGAAGAGGAAGAAAUCACCAAGUCCAAGAGGAGAGAUGAGGAAGAAAGGCUUCAGGAGAAAGAGAGAGAUGGAUUGAAACUCUUGCCUGGGCAUGUCAUGAAUGGAAGUGAAAUAACGGAUCUGCCUGAAGGACCUAGUGCUGAAAGUAAAGAGAAGGCUGUUGAAAAAGAUUAUGAUGGUGAUUCUGGUAAUGAAAACCAUACAGGUGAUGGGGUUUUACAAAAUGGCACUGGUGAUGAAUCAAACAUGGCAUCAAUGGCUGAACCAGAUACUCGCAGUGGUAGUGCUCCCGCAAGAAAGUUGGGCUUUGGUUUAGUUGGCUCUGGAAAACGAGCUGCUGUCCCGUCUGUUUUCCAUGAAGAGGAUGAUGAUGAUGCACAUAAGGAGAAAAAGAUGAGGCCACUGGUUCCCAUUGAUUAUUCAACCGAGGAGCUGCAGGCUGUCCAACCUGCUGUUUCUGGAGCACAGCCACCAAAUCUUGUUGCUGCUGCAGAAUUUGCGAAGCGUAUAUCAAAUGUUACUCCCAAAGAGGAGAAGCCUGAUGUAGAACGAGAAAGAAGCAGACGCUCUCAUGAUAGGUCAAACCAACGGGAUAGGGACCAUAGUGAGGAUGACAUCAAUCGAAACAGAGAUGAUAACAAAGAAAAAGUUCCUGAGUGGGACAGGGACCGGAACCGAGAGCAUGGAAUGGAUAAAGUCAAGACGCCAGAUAAACAGAAGCUUUUGGAUGCGAAGCAAUUGAUUGAUAUGAUACCAAAAACCAAGGAGGAGCUAUUCUCAUAUGAGAUAAAUUGGGUUGUGUAUGACAAGCAUGAGCUUCAUGAGAGAAUGAGGCCUUGGAUAUCAAAGAAGAUUACAGAGUUUUUGGGAGAAGAAGAAACCACAUUGGUGGAUUACAUUGUAUCGAGUACUCAAGACCAUGUGAAGGCAUCCCAAAUGUUGGAGAUGCUUCAGGCUAUAUUAGACGACGAGGCUGAAAUGUUUGUCCUCAAGAUGUGGAGGAUGCUCAUCUUUGAAAUUAAGAAAGUGGAAACUGGUCUUUCUCUGAGGUCAAAAUCAUGA